Messenger RNA from Didymodactylos carnosus, 381 nucleotides. The record is from the annotation of a GenBank genome assembly. NCBI's taxonomy places the organism in Eukaryota, Metazoa, Rotifera, Eurotatoria, Philodinida, Philodinidae.
AUGGAUUCAGAUGAGGAAAUCAUUGCCGACAAUUUGUCAGAUAUUUCUAGUGAAAAUGAGUAUAUAGAAAAUGAUAGUGACGACGGCAAUAGUUCAAGUGAUGAAUCUAUUAUUGGAAAUAAACGUAGGACGUUUCCAAGACCUGUUAUUAGUUUCAGUGAAUCAGAAUCUGGCCUAAGUGACAAUGAUGAGGACCAAAAUACUAUCGAUGGGUCUGAAGUGGAUGAUGCGCCGUUUAUUGAGCAAUUUAUUGGUAACGCUCAUGUUACUGCACAAGUAAAUAAUGCAGAAAAUUUAAAUGAAGUUUUAAGUUUAUUUAUUGGAGAAGAUUUUUUGAACUUUUGCAAGCUGAAACUAACCGUUAUCAUGCGCAAAAUGUAG